AUGUCUACAAAAUCUUUCCUUCUACCUUGUCUCCUAAUCAUAUUUGUCUCUUCAUCACAAGCAAGUCGUCAACUCUGGGAUAGUGCAUUCCACGAGUUUUUCUCCAAAUCCGGGUUCCAUGGGGAGUCUAUCAAUGGGAUUAAUAAAGUUCACGGGAUUCAAGGGUUUCAUCACGGAACUCAUGGGAUUCCUAAAUUUCCCCGAACAGAUUUCUCGGUACAGACAUGCAGCAUGCAAGGACCUUGUAAGGGUAAGAAGUUGAAGUGUCCUGAGACGUGCUACAAAUCAACCAACGUUAACAAGGAAGGUUACAAAAGCACUAGCAGGAGCGGAGGAUGUUCAUUUGACUGUACGACAACGUGUGCGGCCACUUGUUCAUUAUAA
Messenger RNA from Eruca vesicaria subsp. sativa (arugula), 384 nucleotides. The record is from the annotation of a GenBank genome assembly. Lineage: Eukaryota; Viridiplantae; Streptophyta; Magnoliopsida; Brassicales; Brassicaceae.